Gorilla gorilla gorilla (western lowland gorilla) is the source of this 799-nucleotide messenger RNA. RefSeq names its product X antigen family member 5 (gene XAGE5). The transcript is spliced from 5 exons. The record is from RefSeq and is a predicted model, not a curated record. NCBI's taxonomy places the organism in Eukaryota, Metazoa, Chordata, Mammalia, Primates, Hominidae. The coding region runs from base 382 to 708 and encodes 108 amino acids.
GGAGGAGGGUCAGAUGAACAUGGAAUGAGUUGAAGGGUGACAUUAUUUGCAGUAUUUCAGUCUCAGAGGCAUAAAAAAACCACACAGAGAGGAUGGAUUCCAAAGUCCUUAGUGGGGACCUUGGAAGGAGCAGAGAACAGGGCACGGGGGGACACUGAAGGGGCAGUGCAGCUCUUAAGGCAACAGGCGACCUCACUGCGCAUGCUCCUUGGGUGCCUCCUUAGUGCGCAUGUUCAUUGGGCGCCUUCCCAUUGGUCCUUCGCCCACCUGGGAGCUGUGAUCCUGCAGCUUGGGUACCUGAGGUCUGGAUUCUCUCUCCCCUACUGAGACGCAGCCAGUAGGUCCACAGGCCGAUCCAGCUGGGAGCUGAAGUACUGAAAUAUGAGUUGGCGAGGAAGAAGAUAUAGACCAAGACGAUGUUUACGACUUGCUCAGCUGGUUGGUCCUAUGCUUGAGCCCAGUGUGCCAGAGCCUCAACAAGAAGAACCACCAACUGAAAGUCAGGAUCAUACACCUGGUCAGAAGAGAGGAGAAGAUCAGGGUGCAGCUGAGAUUCAAGUGCCUAACCUGGAAGCUGAUCUCCAGGAGCUGUCUCAGUCAAAGACUGGGGAUGAAUGCGGAGAUAGUCCUGAUGUCCAGGGGAAGAUUCUGCCAAAAUCAGAGCAAUUUAAAAUGCCAGAAGGAGGGGAAGGGAAACCACAGCUUUAAACGAAGACAACCAAAAGAAUGCAAACUGGAUUUAUCCGAGAUAUUUGACUUUUAAAAAUCUCAAUAAAGUUUUCCAGUUUUCUCCAAAGAA